This is a messenger RNA of Myodes glareolus (Bank vole), 2695 nucleotides long. It is a transcript of the gene Cnpy1, whose product is annotated as canopy FGF signaling regulator 1. Gene Ontology annotation, cellular component: endoplasmic reticulum. Lineage: Eukaryota; Metazoa; Chordata; Mammalia; Rodentia; Cricetidae. The record is from RefSeq and is a predicted model, not a curated record.
UGUCGCGCAGUCGUUGGCACCGGAAGGGUUCACACUGCGUGUGAAAAGGGACAAUGGGGGCUGGAUAUAUCAACACCGCAGAAACCGAGUUCAUUUGUCAUGCAGCCCCUUUCAGUGCGGUUGUCAUGCAAACUUCCUUCUUUGAUCAGCAGAGGGUGGAGAGGGAGAAAGCGCGCAAAGCCGCGGGCCGGGCCGGGCGCCCUUGGCGGCUCCACGCCCCUUCCGGAAGGAGCCGCGGGGACCAGGCCUCCUGCACCUUGACCCGUCUAGACGCCGCACGAGGUUUUGUCUCGGUUUCCAAGGGCGCGGGGUGCUCUUUGACCCGCGCCCGGGGCGGAGGUGGUGGCACGGAGCCCAGCGCGCCCUGGCAGGUCCGGGAGGGAAAGGGGCGCCCGGGACGCGCGCCAGCUGUUCCCAGAGCAAGCCUGGGCCUAUCAGAGGCGCCCCGGGUCCCGCUACCUACGAUCACCUCGGCGUAGACCCGGCACAGCCGCCGCAAGAUUCCCGGAAGGCCAGGGGGCAGUGCGACAUGGGAUGGGCAGAAGUGUGGCUUCCCCACAGAACUGAUGCGCUAUGGACGCCCCCGUCUCCUCCCAUUUUCUGUGCUUCAGCCUCUACUCAACUUUUUAAAAUGACAUCUAUACAUACAGUUCCUAGGUUGUUCAGUUUCUUACUGUCCACUGACAAGCAUAUUAUUUUUCUCGCUAAAAUUUAAGCUUUCUUUAAGCUACAUAAAGAACGGUGCUGCUGCUUUCCAUUGGGGAGCCGACCUUCCAGGCAUUCACUGGACUCGCGUGUGCGUAGGCAAGUGUCCUGGCUGGUUCUGUUCUUCUUGUAGGUUCCCCUGGCCCAGUCCGAGGCGUUCCUCGUGGACCUUUUGGAUAAAGUGUGUAUGCGAAUGAACGAUUACCAGCUGGAGGACGACCCAGUGACCAAGCAGAAGUAUUUCAGGAGAUACGCUCCGAGAAAGGGAGACAAAAUAUACAAAGAAUAUAAAAAGUUCUUCUUUUAUUCUGAUGCCUUCAAACCUUUGAAAUUCGCGUGCGAAGCCAUCAUUGAAAAGUAUGAGGAUGAGAUUUUCGCACUCAUCGCCCAGGAGGCACACCAUCUUGCUGACAUGCUGUGCAGUGAAAAAUCAGAUCUGUGUGGCACUCCAAUCAAUGAUCCUGAACCCUAGGAGUGAGAAGAGAAGCCACAGCCCCGAAGGUCACUGUGCGCCUCACGUCGUGUGACCGCCAUGAUAAGGGAUUUCAUCUCGUGUCUGCUGUACUUGUCUCAUGCGUGAUAUUGGUUUGAAAAUCUCUGACUUGGCAUCAUGACAAACCCCAAGUCAUCUCUUAGGUGGAAAGGAGUUUAUAAAACUAAACACCCCUCUGUAUAUCUGGAUGGAAGCUGUGCUGGCAAUAGUGCAUUACUUUUAGCUGUGGGAAAAAAGGUGAAGCCAUUUCUUAGAGUCAGUAGGGAUUUAAGAGUGGGUAUGAGUGUUUCACAGCAAAUGUGUCUGACAUGUCCUUAUACGGUUUGCUGUCUGGAAAGAACUCGGUCUGGUUUCUCAAAUAUUGGCUCGACUACAAAUUCAAGGCAUCCACUUGCAACUAAUGCCAUGAGCUGGUUCUUCUGGGAGGUUCUGUAUGGUACUUGUAAAUCCACUCCUCUCAAUCGGGAAUGGGUCUUACAGAUCUGGACACUGUUAAAUUUUAGAACUUUAUCCCUAAGAUUCAGUAGAAUAAGCCUGGCGGUGGUGGUGGUACACACCUUUAAAUCUCAGCACCUGAGAGGCAGAGGCAGGCAGAUCUCAGUGACUUUGAGGCCAGUCUGGUCUACAAAGUGAGUUCCAAGACAGCCAGGGCUACACAGAGAACCUGUCUCAAAAAAAAAAAUUGGUUAAUUCAUUAAAAAUAAAUGAAAAGAUUCAGGUGAAUAGCUAAAGGAGCAUGAAUGGUCAGUGCCAUGGUGACUGGCCAUUAUGCCAUCUUUCCUGGUUACGCUGUGAGUUCAGAUGAUUCCCAAGCCUAAGUCAUAGUGGGUUUCAAAAGAUGCAGCACUGAGCUUUUUUUUUUCUUGCUUGACUCUCUCUUGGUUCGUUUUUCCCUCACCAAUCAUAGUGUGGAGAUUUUCCUACCGCCUGAUUUCUCACUCUUCUGUGAGACUUUUAUUUAUGUAUUUAUUUUUGGAUGUGGAAGAAAAUUCACCUUUACCACAGUGUAACGAAAUGUAGUAACAGUUACUGCUGCGUGUUCUUAUUGUCUCUGCUAAAUUUGCAUUCAGUGGAAUUGAACUUUAAUUAUUCAGCAUGUGAGCAUACAGGUUACACCUGUUUAAUUAAUGAAAUUUUCAUCGUCAGUGAGACUUGCAUGGGUAACAGGCAAAUUUUGUACCUGAAGAUCUAAAAUGGUUGUUUAUAAAAACAGCCAGAAAUUAUACUGUUCAGGUCGUUCGCUGGGUUCCUCAGCCAGAAUAAUCCUUACCUUUGUAAAAAUUUACCAAAAUGAAGGAAAGAGAUUUCUAUUUUUUUAUUCCCCCUAUUAUUAUUCAGUCUUAAUGUCACUUGUUUAUCUUGGAAUCUGAGAAAGUGUGCUUUUGCAAUGUGUCUGUGGCUAGUGGUGUUAUAGACCCUCUGCAACCGUGAGAGUUUGCGCUGCACACUGUAGCCCUGAGAUUCUGUGUCCAUACUGUAGCCCUGAGAUUCUGUGUC